AUGCUUAAUGAUAUGCAAAUGAAAUCGAUAACAUUGGAACAAUUUAAUCAGUGUUUAACUAUUAUAAAUGAUUAUGAAAUUAAUGAUACAAUAGCUGAAAAAAUUAUUUCAUUAAUCAGUAUUCAACCAUCAAAUAAAUGUUUUGAUAAAUUAUACAAAUAUAUUAUAAAUCAUUGUUUUCCAGAAAAUAAUACAAUUGAAAAACCAUUUCAACAAUUAAUUAAAGAAAUAUUUGAAGAAAAUCAAAAUAAUAUAUCAGUUUUAGAUUCUAUUAGUAGAAAAGAAAAUAUACAAAAGCUUUUUCAAUCGAUUCAAUUAGUUUAUUCUCAAAAAUCUUCAUUAAUACAAACAACAUUAUCAAUAGAGAAUUGGAAUCAAGAUAAUAUAAAAGAAUGGAGUAAAGAAAUUAAAUCAAAUCAUAUAUGGGCCAAACGACAAGAAAAUUUAUCAGAAAUUAUUUCUGUUAUUCAACGUGCUAUUUAUUUAUAUAGUAACUACAAACUACGUCAUGUUCAAUUGUUAUCUGUUUUAUUAUUACUUAAUAGUAAUGAAAGAGAUCGUGGACGAUUAGCACAAAUUGCUACUGGUGAAGGAAAAUCGACGAUUAUUUCAAUAAUAGCUAUUAUUAAAGCAUUACAAGGUUUACAUGUUGAUAUUGUUACUAGUUCAACAACAUUAGCGCAACGUGAUACAGAAAAAUAUGUCAAAUUAUAUGAUAUGUUCAAUUUAACUGUAUCACACAAUGGUGAACAUAAUCAUAUCUAUAUAUCAGGUCCUAAAAAAUGCUAUGAACAGGGCUGCCCCGAUUUUCAAUUUGAUAUAUUACGAGAUGAAUUUAAUUUAUUAAAUACAAGAGCUAAACGAUCGUUUGAUGUUGUAAUUAUCGAUGAAGUAGAUAGUAUGUUAAUUGAUGAAAAUAAUAAAAUCGCUCGUCUAGCUGAUUAUAUAUUAGGUAUGGAAUUCUUAAAUCCUAUUCUAAAUGCUAUUUGGCAAGCUAUUAAUAAUCCAACAUUUGAAAAAAUUUUGAAUAAAUAUGCUAUUAUAUAUAAUAUUAAAUCAUUAAUUCUCGAUAAUAAUCCUCAAAUAACUGUUCCAAAACAUCUUCAAACAUUUGUUUUCUCUCAAUUAUCAUUAUGGAUUGAAAAUGCAUUAUUAGCUCGAGAUGAAUAUAAACUUGAUCAUCAUUAUAUGAUUAAAAUAGAUGAACAAAAUAUUAAUCGCAUAACACCUAUUGAUUAUUCAAAUACAGGUAUUAUUCAAUCAAGUACAAUGUUAAGUGAUGGUUUACACCAAUUUUUACAAUUAAAACAUCGAUUAAAAUUAACUCCAAUUAAUUUAACUACAAACUUUUUAUCUAAUAUUGGUUUUUUUGAUCGAUAUAAAAAUAAAAUCUAUGGUUUAACAGGUACUCUUGGUUCAAAUGAUGCAAAACAAUUACUUUGUAAUGCUUAUUCAGUUGAUACAAUUAUAAUUCCAAGAUAUAAAUCAUUAUGUCAUAUUAAAUUACCAACUAUUAUUGUCGAGAAUAAAAAGCAAUGGAUUGAUACUAUCGUACAAAGUUGUAUAAAAGAAGCAAAUAGAAAUCGUUCAGUUUUAAUUAUUUUAGAAACACGAAUCGAUGCAAAAAUUAUUUUUAAAGAACUUCGUAAACAAUAUUCACAUGGAAUCGUUAAAUUAUAUACAGAUAAUACAGAUAUAGGAGAAUCAAAUGUUAUCUAUAGUCAAGCAAAUAUUGGUGAUAUUAUUGUCGCAACGAAUUUAGCUGGUCGUGGUACAGAUUUAAAAAACUAG
Molecule: messenger RNA, 1791 nt
Organism: Rotaria sp. Silwood1
Lineage: Eukaryota; Metazoa; Rotifera; Eurotatoria; Philodinida; Philodinidae
Source: the annotation of a GenBank genome assembly